UCGAAAUCCUAACCCAAAGGCCAGCGUCGUAAGGCGAAAAAACGCACAAUUUCCCAGGAUCGCGGAGUGUUUUUCCAAUUUUCCAGGAUCGGAGGGGCCCCGAGUGGAAACCGGCCGGAUUUCCCCCGUUGGCGAAAAGCGUACCCGGACCGCGGACAAAGCCCGAGCCCGUUGUUUCCCCAGGUGAAAAAAAUGGCUGGAAAGCCAUAGUUUUUUCCCCCCUUGACUCUGCUUGCGUUUUCCCGACCCGAUUUGACCGUAUGAGUUAGCCCCGGUUUCCCUCGAAUUUUCCCCCCUUUGUUUUUUUCAUUUAUUUCCUUUCCACCCCUCGUCUCACGGUUUUCCUCCCCCGGCCGGGGAGUGGGAAAAUCCUCGGGUCGAAGGAAACAAGGACACUUUCCAUCUGAACUGGAGGUGUUUUAAAUGCUAUUACGAUGCCUCAUGACAUCGUAUAUCCACAAGGGUGCCGCCCUGUUUCUGAGGACCUCGGUGCCGACGAGCUUAUACGGCGGCUUAAGACGUUGGCACACACCUUGCAGGCAAUGGGGCAGGACGAGGGCAUGUACCAGCAGUACAUCCCCCUUGCCCUGCAUCUUGUCGAUGAUUAUUUCCUCUCCCAUGAAAGUCGAGACGUGCAGCUUCUCAUCGCGUGCUGCAUAGCGGAUGUAUUGAGGGUCUACGCACCUCAGGCGCCGUACAAGGAGCAGGAGAAAGUCAAAACAAUUUUUUUGUUUUUGAUCAAGCAGCUUUCAGGGCUGAAAGAUCCGCGGGAUCCCGCAUUCAAGCGCUACUUCUACCUACUUGAGAACCUUGCAUAUGUCAAGUCUUUCAAUAUGUGCUUCGAGCUGGAAGAUUGUCAGGAGAUUUUCUGCAAUCUGUUCAGCCUUAUGUUUAAGAUAGUAAAUGAUGAACACUCGGGAAAAGUGAAAAGCUUUAUGCUCGAUGUCCUCUGCCCUCUGAUCACUGAAUCAGAUAUCGUAUCAAGUGAACUGCUUGACAUCAUACUCAUCAAUAUCGUUGAGCCACAAAAGAGCCAAAGGAAAAACGCAUACCUCCUCGCGAAAGAGCUGGUCGUAAAAACCUGCGACACUCUCGAGCCUUAUAUCCAAAUGUUUUUCAACAAUGUCCUGAUAAUUGGCAAGGUCGAAAAGGGGCUGCGCAUAUCGUCAAAGAUAUACGACUUGAUUUACGAGCUGAAUAAAAUAUGUCCGGCUGUACUCUUGGCCGUUUUGCCUCAACUCGAGGUGAAGCUGAAGUCGUCCGACGAGGAACAACGGCUCGGCGCGGUGAGCCUUCUCGCGCGUAUGUUCUCAGAGAAGGACUCGACCCUGGCCAAGACCCAUCAGCAGCUCUGGACGGCGUUCCUCGGCCGUUUCAACGACAUAAACGUUUUUAUCCGUAUCAAGUGUGUACAGUAUUCCAUGCAUUUUCUCCUAAAUCAUCCUGAACUGAGAAGGGACAUAACCGAGACCCUUAAAUUGAGACAGCACGACUCAGAGGAGAAUGUGCGAUACGAGGUGGUAAUGGCUAUCGUCUCGACGGCAAAAAGAGAUUUUGAAGUCGUCUCGGAAAGCGAAGAUCUUUUAGAAUUUGUCAAAGAAAGGAUGCUCGAUAAAAAAUUCAAAAUUAGAAAAGAGGCGAUGACAGGGCUUGCGAUGAUAUACAGGAAGCAUCUGAGCGAUUCAGACGUCCCGCAGGCGACAAAGAAAGCGGUGACCUGGAUUAAAGAUAAAAUUUUACAUGGUUACUACAUGACUAGCAUGGAAGACCGCCUGCUUGUUGAAAGACUGCUGAACACUUCGCUAGUCCCGUUUCAGCUUUAUCCAGAAGAAAGGAUGAAAAAAUUGUAUUACCUGCUCGGCACGAUCGACGAUCACGCUACCAAAGCCUUCCUCGAAAUACACAAACAUCAACUUGUGGCUAGACGUAGUGUGGCCGAAUGGCUCGAAAUGCACCGUAAACCUCCGUCAGAAGAGCGAGACAAGGAGAUGGUGACGAAAGUACAGCAGCUCUCCAAGUUCUUCCCCGACACGGUGAAAGCGGCAGAGUUCCUCAAUAAGUUUUCACAGAACAUGCUCAAAGACAGUACGCUCCUCCUCGGCAUGGAGACGGUAGUCAAGCCUGACAUCUCUUGCAAAGAGUGUGCAGAGACGACAAGCCUUUUAUUAAAAAAGCUCGGCCAGCCUGUCAUGUCCAACCUGUAUUAUAAUACGAUAAAAAUCCUUCUCGAAAGGGUCUCUUCGGUAAUGGUCGAUCACCAAGCAAUUAAAAUACUCAUUGGAUACGUAGAAGAUUGCUUGCGCGGUGGCAAUCUGACAGAAGAAAUCGGCCUCCAUCCUGACACGGCUGGUCAGAGGGGUCUCAAAAUCCUCGUGAUGAUGGCGUACGUUUUCCCGACUCAUUUUCUUUACCCGGACAUCAUCGCUCAUCUCAUCUCCCUCCUCCAAAUGGAGGUGGACAACGUCGGGCCGCUAGUCAUGGAAGUACUGACCUUUCUCGGAAAGUUCCGUCCACUUUCUGAACAGUUUCCUGACGAGAUGAACCAAUUGCUUCCUAUUUGUGAAGAGUUCGCAGUCAACGGAACGCCGAAGCAGGCCAAACAGGCGAUCCGUUGCCUGUACGUCAAUCUCGGUGAGCACAACUCGCUCUUCAACGACAUACUAACCAAAGUUAAGGCAAACCUGGUGCCAGAGUCAGGCAACUACCUCACUGCCAUAGUGGCGCUAGGCCACAUAGCACAGAACUUACCUGACAAAUUUCCAGUCCACAUCAAAGUCGUAAUUUCACGGAAAAUUGUAAAAGAGCUGCUGGUGAAAAGUUCCGAAACAGAGACCACUGUACCGCUUGAUGCGUGUUGGUGCGAAGAGGACCAACUCCCUUUUGAGAGCAAAUGCAAAGUUGAAGCACUCAAGGCGAUGGCGAGGUGGCUCCUCGGCCUCAAGACGGACACUCUCUCGGCGCAGAAGACUUUCCGAAUGCUCACGGCUUUCAUCGCGAACAAAGGCGACCUUCUCCAAUGCGGUAAACUGAGUAAAGCAGAGAUGGCCUGGCUCCGUCUCACGGCCGGCUGUGCUAUGCUUAAAAUCUGCGAGCAGAAGGGCGUCGGCGAUCAGUACUUCGCCGAUCAGUUUUACACGCUAUCCACAUUAGCAAAUGACGAGGUUCCGCAAGUUCGGGAGAAAUUCCUUUUCAAACUGCACAAAGGCUUGGCAAGGGGGUUGCCGAGUAAGUGCCUACCGCUCGAUUUCAUGGGCUUCUAUUCGCUGUACGGUAUGGAGAAAGACAAGAAGCUCAAGGCGAAAUCGAAACAGUUCAUGGUGGCCGACAUCGCCAAAAGGCGAGAAUACGCCAAGGGUAUCACAAUGGGCUGUAUAGGCGGAACUGACACAGCACUUGAGAAGCUAGGUUACAUCCUUCCAGAUUACAUGGUUUUGUUUUCAAUCGCUGUACUUUCUCAUUGUCCACAGUUCUCUUCAAUAACCGACACCGAAUCUUUACAGUUGAUGAAGUCCUGUCUCUGGCAUGUAUUAGAGCCUCUCCUGUCAAAGAACGAUUUCUACUCGUUCUCAUUCUACAAGGACAUAAUAGACAAGACGAAACUCUCAAAGGACGCUCUCAACGUCGACAACGAAGUCGCGAACCAGAAAAUCUGGGCUCUGUGCGAUUUGGCCAUGGCGCUCCUGCUUCAGAAGACGACUAACUUCGAUUUCAAGGAGAUCCCGCCUGUCACAAGGAUACCUCGUCUAUACUUCAAGAGAGUCGACGACCCUCUCUUUGUAAAUAACCACAUGUACAUUCCCGCGGAAUUCCAAUAUAAGGGGCCACUUUCGUCGAAGAGUUCAUCCACCUCGUCUGCACCGUCUGCACAGGACCAGCACCAGCAAGGGAAAAGGACAAGGAAAAGACCCGUGAAGGGCAUCGGCCCUAACGAAACGGACGCAGAGCCUGCAUCUGCAUCCGAUACACAAAUAGUGCUUUUAGCUAUGGAUGAAGGGUCUGAUGAUAAUGAACCGACAUCGAGGCCGAAAAGAAAAAAAGCAGAAAAGAAGUGAAGCUUUUGUCUGGGAUAUAAAUGGGGAGGGGGGGAUCUUCAAUAUUUAUUUUUGUAUAAAAGGAGAGAGAUAGGGGGGAUUGGGAAAGGACUGAUAAGCAUCUUAUUUCCCUUCUGUUUUUAUUUUAAUUUUAAUUGUUAAUGAAUUUAGUUAAUUUUAAGGGUUUUUUUGUUUGUAAUUUUUAUUUUAAUUUUUUAAAUUUUGAGAACAUGCUGCAAAACUAAAAUUGGGUGAUAAUCAGUCCAAU
Molecule: messenger RNA, 4299 nt
Organism: Cimex lectularius (bed bug)
Lineage: Eukaryota; Metazoa; Arthropoda; Insecta; Hemiptera; Cimicidae
Gene: pds5
Product: sister chromatid cohesion protein PDS5 homolog B-B
Exons: 19
Coding region: 435-4052 (1205 amino acids)
Biological process (GO): mitotic sister chromatid cohesion; DNA repair
Cellular component (GO): chromatin; nucleus
Source: RefSeq, a predicted model, not a curated record